GUUUUACAUCCACGAAACCAACUUGACCUUGCUUUUUAGGGCUGUCUUUUCAAAAUGGAAAUCAUUUCAUGAGAUUGUUUCUUUUGAAUCAAGCAUAGAAUGUUAAUAUGCAUACCAGCAUAGGCCUUACUUUGGGCUUUAUAAUCCUCUACACUUCACUCAUAGGGCAUCUACGGUCGUCGUGUUGGAAAGACCCAACAUCCAAGUUCUUUCAACCUCAACGGGCGUAUACCCCUACAUAUUCGGCGCAUCGAAUUCAGGAAGCUGUACAAUAUGCCGAUAUAGCAGGAGUUGAACAAUUAGAAGGGGCAAAUAGGACAACCCCACCCGAACUAUGCAUAGGAAUCCCCUCGGUGCGAAGAGAUGGCAUAUCAUAUCUGAAGUCGACUUUAGGCUCCCUCCAACACGGACUGAGCGCAGAAGAACGAGCAAGCCUUCGCUUUGUCGUACUUCUUGCACAUACCGACCCAGAAAGACACCCAGACUAUGGCCAACCAUGGCUUAUGAAUAUGGCGGACAGACUUCCUUCAUAUCACGACGACGCGGAAUAUCUAGCUCUUGCUCGCCAGAUGGAACGAAACCAAAGUCACGGAAUAAAGGCCAAGUUCGAUUACUCGAUCGUCAUGGAGGAAUGCGAAAAGACGAGUGCUCCGUAUAUCUUGGUGGUUGAAGAUGAUGUAGUGUUCUUAGAUGGAUGGAGGCACCGAACGAUAGAAGCAUUGGAUACCGUCACCACCAAGUCUUGGGCGGCGGGACAUACCGACUUCCUAUACCUACGGUUAUUCUACUAUGAAGGCUUGCUUGGUUGGAAUUCGGAAUCUUGGCUGGCGUACUUGGGAUCGUCCCUAGCAGUUGCCAUUAGCGUUCUUUGCCUACUGCUCCUAGUGCGACGAUGCAUGCCAAAAGCGCGUCAAUAUCUAACCCAUCCCGUAUUUUUCCUCACCAUCCUUGUCUUCACACCCCUUCUCAUCAUCCUAUUCUUUUCCGCGGGAGGCAAUUGCAUCAUGCCGCAACCUGAAGGCGUGCAUCUUAUGACAAAGAACGCAUGUUGCGGCCAGGGGUUAGUCUUCCCGCGGACAACCGUGACCAACGAACUGCUACCUCAUUUCCGCAGUAAUAGGUGGUCUCAAGUACCGACAGACAGUUUUAUAGAAGAGUAUGCGGAAGAGACAGGGGGACUACGCUGGGCGCUGACACCGGUUGUGAUGCAGCAUGUCGGCGGUCAGAGUAGCCACGGUGUAUUCAGGGGCACGUAUGGUACUAUGACGCCGAGCCACAUCUGGAACUUUGGUUUUGAGAGCAACGACGCUGAAAGACUGGCCGCAGAGCACGCGAAGUUUAAUCGACAAUACAGUUGACAGUUUUAACUGCAUAUUAGUACCUAUUUGUUGGGCUAAGAUUGCGAAGAUAACGAUUAUGAAGUUACGAAGUUGCAAAGCUCAAAGGUUCAUGAGCGAGGAUGAAAUUUAGACAAGAUCGAUCCGCGAUCCGACAAACAAGCAAU
Molecule: messenger RNA, 1504 nt
Organism: Annulohypoxylon maeteangense
Lineage: Eukaryota; Fungi; Ascomycota; Sordariomycetes; Xylariales; Hypoxylaceae
Exons: 3
Coding region: 108-1358 (416 amino acids)
Biological process (GO): GPI anchor biosynthetic process
Cellular component (GO): Golgi membrane
Molecular function (GO): glycosyltransferase activity
Source: RefSeq, a predicted model, not a curated record